This is a messenger RNA of Orussus abietinus, 2012 nucleotides long. RefSeq names its product inositol polyphosphate 1-phosphatase (gene Ipp). Gene Ontology annotation, molecular function: inositol-1,4-bisphosphate 1-phosphatase activity. The transcript has 5 exons. Gene Ontology annotation, biological process: phosphatidylinositol phosphate biosynthetic process. Bases 341 to 1438 code for a protein of 365 amino acids. The record is from RefSeq and is a predicted model, not a curated record. NCBI's taxonomy places the organism in Eukaryota, Metazoa, Arthropoda, Insecta, Hymenoptera, Orussidae.
ACGUCAGACCAACAUGAAGGAUGACUUUCCAACCAGAAAUGAGUUAGGAGACAGAGAUGAGUUGAGAGAUUCACGGGAAGGAUCGAGCGACCGCGUCCUGUGCGACCUCCGAUGGAGGAUGCAGACGGCUAAUGCACUUACCACCUGUUACAACUCUGGGCAGCCCGAGAACUGGCUGAAAAAGUGAUAAACUCCUCACAAAGCUCCAAACCCUGUAUCCAGUUGCAUUUGUGGGCGAGCAGAAGGCAAUUGAUAAUCAGUUUUCGGAAGGCCCGAUCGGUCUUUCCGAAAAUUGAUUCAACUUCGAUAGUGAACAUAUUGUAAGGUUAGAAUACCAGACAUGACCGACGGUAGUAGACUAUUGCAACUCCUUUUGCAAGUUUCAGAGAAAGCUGCUAAUAUAGCCAGAACAUGCCGUCAGAAUGAAACACUCUUUAAAUUACUCGUUCAGGAAAAGUCCGAAGAAGAAAAGAAUCCUAGGUUCUUUCAUGACUUUAAGACCCUAGCGGAUGUUCUUAUUCAAGAAACGAUUAAGCAUGAUAUUGGUCUCGAGUUUCCAGAAUUAGUAGAGGCGGUGAAAGGCGAAGAGAGUAACGUAUUUAGUAACACUCUAGGAGAAACAAUAAUUGUAAAUGUUUGUUCCUCUCUUAACGAAACUGCUGACCUUCUUUCAAAAGUCCUCGGAGACGAUAAAGAGGCAGCCAGUUUAUUAGCUCUAGAAGUUCAUAAGGAUAUUACCAUGUCCGAUGUUCCAGUCGAUUCAAAUCUUCCCAAAGAUCUCGAUCUUCACAUAAAUGACUUAGGAAUUUGGAUAGACCCUAUAGACUCAACUGCUGACUAUAUUAACGCUAUAGAGAAAGUGGAUGAGGAAACAGGUAUACAUUUAAGUGGGUUGAGAUGCGUCACUGUGCUGAUCGGUGUAUAUCUUCAAAGCACAGGACUACCCGUUUUAGGCGUAGUUAAUCAACCAUUUUAUAUCAACAAAGAUUCGCAAUGGCAGGGAACUUGUUACUGGGGGUACAGUAACAACGGCACAAACAAAUGUUCUCUCGGUGGUGCCACGAAACCUGGUAACGUGAUAUUACUUAGUCAGUCUGAAAAUCCAGACAUAAAGUGCAAUCUCAAGAAAGGUGGCUUCUCUCUGAUCGAAGCAACCGGAGCAGGUUACAAGAUUUUGUCCGUAGCAACUGGUCAAGCUGAUGCUUAUAUUUUAUCUAAGUCUUCUACUUAUCGGUGGGACACUUGCGGUCCUCAAGCUGUUUUACAUUCUUUAGGAGGUGGAUUGAUAAAUUUUUCAGAGUUCUCGAAACACUCCAAAUCCUCCGAUACAUUCCUAACGUAUUCGACGGAAGGUAAGGAUUUUUCCAAUAAGGAUGGAUUUAUUGCUUAUCGCGAUACACAAAUUUUGGAAACGCUCAGUCUUGUUCUCUCUUCCUAAAUCCAUAUAGUCGGAUCGUAUUCAUAGGUGGUCGAUUCCAACGGGUUCCUUCAAUUCCAACCCUUUCGGAUUAUUGUUGAUCACGCAGGCAUUCAUUAAUGUUCAUUGUUUAUUUGAAAAUCGUGAACACUGACUUCCAACGGAAUCCAGGCUCGGAAUUCGAGUAGCAGUCAAAUGUGUUCGAUCACAUGUAAGAAGUACACAGGCAGACUUAUGUGUAAAGAAAUAUAUGCUCGUGUACAUUACACGUUUACUUAACUGUACAUUAUAUAUUAUUCUAGCCCCAAUAACUUACUAACUAAACCAGUCUUAAUUACAAAACGUCGCAUAACGUUACUCUGUUCCAGUUUUACGAAAGUAGAAAUUAUGAGGGGACACCCGAUCUGUUAAUUCCUCGUUUCCGUCUUUUUAUCAGUGACAUGUUAUCGGUACUUAGUAUAAUGUAUCGUUCCCACGCAAUUUCAAGCGGAAAUGCGGUAGUACUGGUAACCGUUGUGUCUUACAAAUGUAUGUGCCAAAUGUUAAAGAAAUUACUAAUUAAACUAUCGAUGUUAUCUUCUCGCAGUGCGGAGAA